CUGAUGGUCCACCGCCUCUUCCUCCUCCUUCUCCAAGCUGGAGUGAGUAGGGCUGGGAAAAAAAACUCCGCAACUUCCCGGUCUCCAGCCCAGAGCCCCGAGUGUCCGCACACUGUGGCGACAGGGACGAGGCGGGAGGCUGGGGUGACGAGUUGCCGGGAGGCGUGGAUCACCGAGCGGGCUGCGGUCCCGCCUCCAGCGCCGCGGCCCGGCGCUCGGGCUUUGGCGCUGGCUCCCCGCAACCAUCACCCUGGGCGCCCGGCGAGCCCAGUGGUUAGCGAUGCUGCUGCUGCGGUCGCUACCUCUUUUGCCUCUGCUGCUUCUGCUGGGGGCACCAGGGAGCUUCGCCGAGGGCGCGGUGACGGCGCUUACCCGCGAGUCCGUCCCGUGGCAGGAUAAAGGAAUAUUCGUUAUCCAGAGUGAAAACCUCAAGAAAUGCAUUCAAGGAGGCAAAUCUGUACUAACCCUGGAGAACUGCAAACCACUCAGCGAGCACAUGCUGUGGAAAUGGGUUUCAAACCACCGCCUCUUUAACUUAGGGGGCAGUGGCUGCCUAGGCCUGAAUUUAUCUAAUCCAGAGCAGCCAUUGAGCUUAUACGAGUGUGAUUCCACUCACGUUUCCUUGAGAUGGCGCUGUAACAGGAACAUGAUCACCGGCCCUCUCCAGUACAUGGUGCAGGUGAACCACAACAACAUGCUUGUGGCCUCAAGGAAAUAUCUUCACAAGUGGAUUUCCUAUAUGUCAGAUGGUGGAAGCAUUUGUGAAUAUCUGCACAAAGAUUUGUACACAAUCAAAGGGAAUGCCCACGGGAUACCAUGCAUGUUUCCCUUCCAGUAUAACCAACAAUGGCAUCAUGAAUGCACCCGGGAAGGGCGGGAAGACGACUUACUGUGGUGUGCUACAACCAGUCGAUAUGAACGAGAUGAGAAGUGGGGAUUUUGCCCAGAUUCCACAUCCUCAGAAGUGGGUUGUGAUGCCGUCUGGGAGAAGGAGCUCAAUUCACACAUUUGCUACCAAUUCAACCUGCUUUCCUCUCUUUCCUGGAGUGAGGCACAUUCUUCAUGCCAGAUGCAAGGAGGAGCUUUACUAAGUAUUGCAGAUGAGAAUGAAGAAAAUUUCAUAAAGAAGCACUUAGGCAGUGAAGCCGUGGAAAUGUGGAUAGGUCUGAAUCAGCUGGAUGAAAAUGCUGGUUGGCAGUGGUCUGAUAGAACACCGCUCAACUACCUGAACUGGAACCCAGAAAUAAAUUUUGAGCCAUUUGUUGAACAUCAAUGUGGAACAUUUAAUUCAUUUAUGCCAAAUGCCUGGAGGAGUCGGGAUUGUGACUCUACCUUGCCUUAUAUAUGUAAAAAAUAUCUAAACCACACUGAUCAAGAAGGGAUUGAAAAAAGUGCCUGGAAAUAUUAUGCAACACACUGUGAGCCUGGCUGGAAUCCCCACAGUCAUAACUGCUAUAAACUUCAGAAAGAAAAAAAGACCUGGAAGGAAGCUUUGCAUUCUUGCCAGUCUGAUAACAGCACAUUGAUAAACAUGGCUUCAUUAGCAGAUGUGGAGUUUUUUGUAACCCUCCUUGGAGAUGAAAAUGCAUCAGAAACAUGGAUUGGUUUGAGCAGCAAUAAAAUUCCAGUUUCCUUUGAAUGGUCUAAUGGCAUCUCAGUCACCUUUACUAAUUGGCACAUACUUGAACCUCAAAUUUUUCUAAAUAGAAGCCAGCAAUGUGUCUCAGCAGAGCAAUCUGAGGGACACUGGAAAGUUAAAAAUUGUGACGAAACACUUUUUUACAUUUGUAAGAAAGCAGGCCAUGCCCCUUCUGACACGGAAUCAGGCUGUCGAGAGGGAUGGGAGAGACAUGGUGGAUUCUGUUACAAAAUUGACACUGUCCUUCGAAGUUUUGAUCAUGCCUCCAAUGGUUAUUACUGUCCUCCUGCCCUUGUAACCAUUACGAACAGGUUUGAACAGGCUUUUAUUACCAGUUUGAUCAGUAGUGUGGUAAAAACGAAGGAGAGUUAUUUUUGGAUCGCUCUUCAAGAUCAAAAUGAUACAGGAGAAUACACUUGGAGAACAGCAGCAGGACAGAAGUCUGAGCCCGUGCAGUACACACACUGGAAUGCACAUCAGCCUCGCUACAGGGGUGGUUGUGUUGUCAUGCGAGGAAAGAGUCCGCCUGGUCGCUGGGAAGUGAAGGACUGUAAACACUUUAAGGCAAUGUCCCUGUGCAAGCAGCCAGUGGGAAAACAGGAGAAAACGGAGCAGGAAGAAAGAUGGCCAUUUCACUCCUGCUACUUGGACUGGGAAUCAGAGCCUGGGUUGGCCAGCUGCUUCAAGGUAUUUCAUAGUGAAAAAGUCCUGAUGAAAAGAACAUGGAGAGAAGCAGAAGCAUUUUGUGAAGAAUUUGGUGCUCACCUUGCAAGCUUUGCCCAUAUUGAGGAAGAGAAUUUUGUGAAUGAGCUUUUACAUUCAAAAUUUAAUAGGACAGAAGAAAGGCAGUUUUGGAUUGGAUUUAAUAAAAGAAACCCACUGAAUGCUGGCUCGUGGGAGUGGGCUGAUGGGACUCCUGUUGUCUCUUCAUUUUUAGACAAUACUUAUUUUGGAGAAGAUGCAAGAAAUUGUGCUGUUUAUAAGGCAAAUAAAACAUUGCUGCCCUUGCACUGCAGUUCCAAACGUGAAUGGAUAUGCAAAAUUCCAAGAGAUGUGAGACCCAAGAUUCCACCCUGGUAUCAGUAUGAUGCACCCUGGCUCUUUUAUCAGGAUGCGGAGUAUCUUUUUCAUACCUAUGCUGCAGAAUGGCCCUCCGUUGAGUUUGUCUGUGGCUGGCUGCGUGGUGAUCUUCUCACAAUUCAUUCUGCACAUGAGCAAGAAUUUAUCCACAGCAAAAUUAAAGCGCUAUCAAAGUUUGGUGUAAAUUGGUGGAUUGGACUUCGAGAAGAAAAAGCCAAUGAUGGAUUUCGCUGGAGAGAUGGAGCGCCAGUAAUAUACCAGAACUGGGACGAAGGAGGAGAAGGAUCUACGAAUAAUCAGAGCCAGAGAUGCGGCUUCAUCUCAUCCAUAACAGGACUAUGGGCUACUGAAGAGUGUUCCGUUUCUAUGCCUAGCAUCUGUAAGCGAAAGAAGGUUUGGAUCAUAGAGAAAGAGGAAAAGACCCCAAAACAACACGGAACAUGUCCCAGAGGAUGGCUAUAUUUUAACUAUAAGUGCCUUUUGGUGAAAAUCCCCAAAGACCCAAGUGACUGGAAGAACUGGACAUCCGCUCAAGAUUUCUGUGUUGAAGCAGGGGGAACACUGGUCACCAUUGAAAAUGAGGUGGAGCAAGCUUUCAUUACUAUGAAUCUUUUUGGCCAGACCACUAAUAUGUGGAUAGGGUUACAAAAUGAUAAUUAUGAAAAAUGGGUAAAUGGAAAGCCUGUGGCAUACUCUAACUGGUCUCCAUUUGAUGUAAUAAAUAUUCCAAGUCAUAACACCACUGAAGUUCAAAAACAUAUUCCUCUCUGUGUCUUGCUAUCAAGUAAUCCUAAUUUUCAUUUCACUGGAAAAUGGUAUUUUGAAGACUGUGGAAAAGAAGGUCAUGGGUUUGUUUGUGAAAAAAUGCAGGAUACCUCUGGACACAGUGUAAAUACAUCUGAUAUGUAUCCAGUCCCCAAUAUCUUGGAAUAUGGGAACAGAACUUAUAAAAUAAUUAAUGCAAAUAUAACUUGGUAUACAGCAAUAAAAACCUGCCUAAUGCAUGGAGCAGAAUUGGCCAGCAUUACAGAUCAGUAUCACCAGUCCUUCCUCACUGUUAUCCUCAACAGGAUAGGACAUGCCCAUUGGAUUGGACUAUUCACUGCAGAUAAUGGUCUUAAUUUUGACUGGUCUGAUGGAUCCAAAUCUUCCUUCACUUUUUGGAAAGAUGAUGAGUCAGCCAUCUUGGGUGACUGUGUUUUUGCUGACACCAAUGGGCGCUGGAGUAGCACAGCCUGUGAGUCAUUUCUUCAAGGAGCAAUUUGUCAUGUACCUACUGAAACAAAACCAUUUGGACACCCAGAGUUGUGCUCAGAAACAUCUAUUCCCUGGAUAAAAUUCAAAAGUAAUUGCUACAGUUUUUCUACAGUCCUAAACAGUAUGAGUUUUGAGGCUGCUCAUGAAUUUUGCAAAAAGGAAGGGUCUAAUCUUUUAACAAUCAAGGAUGAGGAUGAAAAUUCAUUUCUCCUAGAAGAGCUUUUUGCUUUUGGUUCUUCUGUCCAGAUGGUUUGGUUGAAUGCUCAGUUUGAUGGUGAUAAUGAAACCAUAAAGUGGUUUGAUGGAACUCCCACAGAUCAGUCAAACUGGGGCAUUCGGAAACCAGAGAUGGAUCAUGUCAAACCCCAUCUGUGCAUUGCCCUAAGGAUUGCUGAAGGAGUAUGGCAGUUAUCCCCAUGUCAAGAAAAAAAAGGAUUUAUAUGCAAAAUGGAAGCAGAUAUUCAUGCAGUAAAGGAGCAUUCAGGAAAAGGACCAAGUCACAGUAUUGUACCUCUUGCAGUAGCACUCACACUGAUAGUGAUUCUGGCACUUUCCACACUUUCCUUCUGCAUAUACAAGCACAAUAGAGGUGUCUUCAGGAGACUUGCACAGUUUGGGAAUCCUUACUACCCUACAACCAACUUCAGCACAGUACAUUUGGAAGAAAAUAUUCUCAUUUGUGAUCUUGAGAAGACUGACCAAUAACAAUGAAUUCAGAGAAUGCCACAGCCCUAAUGAUAAGUAAAGACAGGAGUCUCCCCCGCAUUUUCCUUUACAGACCAGAGGCCACUAUAAUUUGAACUGUGUCACUAUUUUAAUUAUUCUUAAACAAAUCAGAUGGGUGUUGAUUUAUUCAUUUCCCCAAACUGUGAUCUAUUCUUAAAAUGGGGAAAUUAUACAAUGGUUACUAGUCAGAAAACAGGAACUAUUAAAAGUAACUCCCUAUUGAAGACUCUCAAACCAAUGUGAAUAAUAAGUUUUGUAUUACUAUAUUUCUACUGAAAUUUUAAAAGGAUUUUCAAACUAAUCUUAUCUAUUCUGACAUUUACUCACACUCAUUCGAUUAAAAAAGAGAGGAAAUGAAACAAAUUAUAAAACACUAUGCUUGUAUAUAAGAUGAAAAGUUAAAGUCGUCUGAGAGGUUUCUUGUUUGUUUUUUAAAUCAGUUAUUUUAACAUCAGGGUUUAGAAAACUAAUUUCUAAACUUAAAACUCACAUAUUCUGGGCUCUAACCUAAUAUUUAGGGUGAUAUUUGUUUUUAUUAUUUCUGACUUCUCAAACUAAAGAAGAAAAAUGACCUGUCGUUAAAUAGGAAAGAUCUUGGUUAGCAACACACUUGCAUAAGCAACUAAAUAAUGUGGCCUAAAACCUUCAAUUAAUAAAUGAUGACUGUGUUUGAUAUUUUAAAAUAUAGAUAAGCUUUAAAGAAUUUAUUAAAAUUUCACUAUUAUUAAGACUCAUGGUCUUUAUUAAAACCAAAGGUAUAAAGUAAUCCAUAACUCUCCUAACAACUGAAAGAUAUAAAAUAUAAUUUAAAUCUAAAGGGGAAAAAAUGAAAAUGUGAAAUCCAGUACCACUAGAACCGCACUAGAAAACAUAUUGAGAAGUACUAAAUAAAUGACCCUCCAAUUAUAAUCUAGCUACCUUUGCUAUAUAAACAAAUUUAUGUGAAAGUAUUCUAUUUAGUAAACUAUGGUUCUUAAGAACCAUCUCUGUUUGCGUUGGACUAGUCGGUGCAGUUGAUAAAUAAUGAUCAAUAGCAUGACACUGUCCAUAAAUGAAAUAUAACAGAUUUGACUUUCCUUCACGAAUUUCUCAUCAUGGAAAAGUGACUUCAUAAUCAAAAGUUUAAAGUUUACUCAUUACCUAAAUGUUCAUUUGCAUUCCUAUUAAGAACCAAGUGCCAUUCUAGAAAUUGGAUGUAUGUAUUGGGGUGAGCAAAUUAAUGAGAACUUGUUUUUAUGUCACUUAUUUCCAGAUGAGAGAAAAGUGAACGAAAUCCAGUAAAUUCAUAAGUGGAAAAUACCAGGUGGUUAUGAAAAUUAAGUAAGGUCUUGUGAUAGAGAGAAACUGGGAAAAUCUCAAGGCCUCCCCAGAGUGUGCAUUUUUAAUUAUUAUACCCAGCUGCCUUGAAACUAGUGGUCACUAGUCACAAGGUGGAGCUCUGGGAGAAAGUAUGAGUGAAUCUCUAAGUGAAAAGCCAUCACCAUUAGAAACAGAAUUUGAUGAGCAUACCCUAAGAAGGGAGUCUUCGUGGCCUGAAACAGUUAAUACAGCUUCCAAAAGCUUCCAAAAAGCUUCCAAUGCAGCUCUUUGCUCCUGGUGUGUAGCUCACAAACUAGGACAAUUUAUUUCCAUAGUUUUUUUUUAAGUUUUGAGACUUCAUGUUUUAAAAGAUAUUAUAUUAUGUAGCAGUUAUAUAUUUAUAAUUCAUGAGAAUAAUUGGCUUGAACUAACCAGGUGGCAUAAAAGCCCAAUUUAACAAUCUGUCAAGUGAAAUUAAAGUUCUAUUCUUUUCAGUGGUCUUGGUAAAAACUGCUAAUCAAUUAUCCUCCUAGUCAACGUAUAUUGAAGUGGAAGAGUCACACAUAACAGUUUGACAAAGUAUGUCUUUAAUGAAGUGGUUUUGCAGAAGGAAACUGCUCUGUUUGUCAAUGCUCUGUACUUUGCUAUUUAGUAUUGAGCUACAUCUCUGGGGAAUCUGUCCCCAUGGACAGGAUCAUGCACUCCUUCCCAUUACUGAAAUUUCAGAAAUAGAAAGUACUGAAAUAUUAUGUUUUAUUUAUAGAUGUGCACUUUAAAAAACUUUUUGCACAUCUAUUUUUAAUCUGAACUAGAUUUCAUAACUAUAGCAUAAAAAGCAAAAAAGCAUCAGGGUCACAAACUCAUCCACACAUAAUUAAUGUGCCCAUCUCAAAAAAAAAAAAAUCAGUUAUUAUCCAUGACUCUGGGUAAUGGGAAAUCUUGGAUUUUUCAAUUAAAGAUAUCUUGCACUUUUCCAAUUCUAACAGUCUUCUUUCAGUUUAAAUGCUUCUUCAGUUGAAAGUUCCACUUCCUCUCAAGGAUGGAAUAGGUGGUCUCUUUAGAUAAACAGAUUUUUGGAGUUUCCUAUUCCUCCUCAAAAUGGUGUUGGAUAUAUGAGAACUUGUGUUGUAAUACUGGGGAAGAGAAGGUGAUAAGCCACCAUAAAUGUGUGUUAUCUGUGUCCACUGAGGAUAGCUCUCUGGCCCCACUCCUAGGAACUUUACUGGCAUCAGAUAUGAAGCCUGUAGUUGGGGCAACCUGUAGUCUAUUCUCUUUGAUUUGACUCCUUUCUGGCUCUCCCUGUCACUGCCCUACCCCCAAUAUACUGGCUGUGACUCCCAUUCAAUUAUCUACCUGGACACUCAGUUAUACAAGGCCACUUCACCUCUGCAGUAGUGAGACCUAUCUAGCAUCAUCAGCUACUCUAUUAGGGAAGGCCAAGUGCUGUAGCAAACAAUCCCAAAAUCUCAGUGGCUGAACACAGCAAAGGUUUAUAUCUCGACAGUGGGUUUGCAGUAGGACUUUGCAUUCAUGGGUCCAAGCAUCUCCUAUAUAGGAGGGCCUCCAACUUAGAAGGCCUUGGGGUCCUCCAAUGGACCUCCUACUUCUACCUGACAGAAGCUAAUUUGGGACCUAUCUUUGAUUAAGUAUGUAGCUUUCAGGGACUAUUGAAAUACAUUGUUUAAGUUAACAGUCUCCAUACUAAGGACACAUACCCUGAAGGUACAUAAAGAUUUCCAAGGGCAUGGAUAUUUUUUAAGGAGCUCAGUUUCCAGACUCUUUAACCUUCAUAUAUAUUCUUCCUUAGAACUAACUUGCAUGGGAACACAUGUGAGAUCAUAGUGUCAUGCUGGUUCUUCUUUUCCACCUCUCUUGUACAAAUGUCUAUCUCUACCUUAAAACAAAAAUAAAAACAAAAACAAAAACCCAUGGCUUUCACUCCAAAUCUUGGUAUGAUCUUGGGGAAAUUCUCCAUGGCAUCAAACAAAUGGAAAAAAAUUCAAAGUCAUGAUGUCAAUGAAGCUUCUUUUAGUAAAAGAAUUCUAAAACCA
Mustela erminea (ermine) is the source of this 8052-nucleotide messenger RNA. RefSeq names its product phospholipase A2 receptor 1 (gene PLA2R1). Gene Ontology annotation, cellular component: plasma membrane; signaling receptor complex. The transcript has 30 exons. Gene Ontology annotation, molecular function: signaling receptor activity. The coding region runs from base 281 to 4681 and encodes 1466 amino acids. The record is from RefSeq and is a predicted model, not a curated record. Lineage: Eukaryota; Metazoa; Chordata; Mammalia; Carnivora; Mustelidae.